This is a messenger RNA of Priceomyces carsonii, 399 nucleotides long. It is a transcript of the gene HTA3, whose product is annotated as histone H2AZ. Gene Ontology annotation, molecular function: DNA binding; structural constituent of chromatin; protein heterodimerization activity. Gene Ontology annotation, biological process: heterochromatin formation. NCBI's taxonomy places the organism in Eukaryota, Fungi, Ascomycota, Pichiomycetes, Serinales, Debaryomycetaceae. Gene Ontology annotation, cellular component: nucleosome; chromatin. Bases 1 to 399 code for a protein of 132 amino acids. The transcript has a single exon. The record is from RefSeq and is a predicted model, not a curated record.
AUGUCAGGAAAAGGUAAAGUGCAUGGAGGAAAGGGCAAGUCAGCCGAGACUGCCAAAUCAUCAAUUUCGCAUUCAGCUAGAGCAGGUUUGCAGUUUCCAGUCGGUAGAAUCAAGAGAUACUUAAAGAGAAGCGCUCAGAAUAAGGUCAGAGUUGGUUCAAAGGCAGCUAUUUACUUAACAUCUGUUUUAGAGUAUUUGACAGCUGAGGUAUUAGAAUUAGCAGGAAAUGCUGCUAAAGACUUGAAGGUUAAGAGAAUUACUCCUAGGCACUUGCAGUUGGCCAUUAGAGGAGAUGAGGAGUUGGACAGCUUGAUUAAGGCUACUAUUGCUUAUGGUGGUGUCUUGCCACACAUCAACAAGGCAUUGUUGUUAAAGGUAGAGAAAAAGAAGCAAAAAUGA